This is a messenger RNA of Aspergillus ibericus CBS 121593, 1439 nucleotides long. RefSeq lists its product as uncharacterized. Gene Ontology annotation, cellular component: cytoplasm. Gene Ontology annotation, molecular function: phosphatase activity. The transcript has 5 exons. The record is from RefSeq and is a predicted model, not a curated record. The coding region runs from base 179 to 1186 and encodes 335 amino acids. Lineage: Eukaryota; Fungi; Ascomycota; Eurotiomycetes; Eurotiales; Aspergillaceae.
CAACUUCGUUCCUGUCCUCGUAUCGCCCAUUCUCCAUCUCACAUCGUCUCUAUCCCCUGUCGGAAAUCUCUGCUCUCCAUGUGAUCAGCCCGCUGACCCGGCAACCCGGGAUGGGCAGAAAAUCCGGACAUCACUGCGCCGGAUGGUCUCGCGCGCGUUGAGUCAUGGGCGAGGAGGGAUGGUCCGGUUGGGCGACACGGUGCGCUGUGGUCCGCUUGGAUUGGCAGAGGCCAUCCACGGCCCUUCGUCGCGCGCCCCAUAUAAACCAGCCGGUCUCUCCUUGACUGCCAGACACCAUUCCCUUCAGACAAUCGUGCACGGAGUCCCGCUUGACGACGCUAAAGACGCCGCGAAAAUGCCUCCCAUCAUCCACUGCGUUCGCCACGCACAGGGCGUCCACAACCUCAACGUCGCCAACCAUGUCAUCCACGACCCCCUCCUCACCGAUCUCGGCAACGAACAAUGUCGUACCCUCCGUGACAAUUUCCCUCGCCACGCCCAGGUCGACCUGGUGACGGCCUCCCCUCUCCGUCGCACCAUCUACACAGCCCUGCAGAGCUUCGAGCCGGUGUUCCAGGCGCACCCUGAUAUGAAGUUGAUCGCCCUUCCGGAUGUUCAGGAGACGAGUGAUGUGGCGUGCGACACGGGAAGCGACCCGGAUGUGCUGCGCAAGGAGAUGGAGGAGAAGAACGCCCCGAUUGAUUUGGGACUGGUGCAUGAGGGGUGGAACAACAAGCAAGACAAAUACGCACCUACCCACAAGGCUAUCAAAGAGCGGGCGCGGGCAGCUCGCCGCUGGCUGAAGGCUAGACCGGAGAAGGAGAUUGUGGUGGUGACCCACGGGGGUUUCCUGCAUUACUUUACGGAAGAUUGGGAGGAUAGCAGUCAGUACCAAGGAACCGGUUGGGUGAACACCGAGUACCGGACGUAUGAGUUCACAAAGGAAGUUCACACGGAUGACCUUGAGGGGUACGAGUUGGACGGAGACAAUGCCAGCCUGGUGGAGACGCUUGAGUCGCGCCAGCGACGUGGAAAGUCUGGGCCCACGUCGGACCGCGAGCAGCAGAAGACGUUGUACAAGCUUGGCACGCAGGGCUGGGACGACCAGGGCUUGCAGCUGAGUAUCGCGGAGCGUGAGGCGGCCAAGGUUCCAGAGGGUAAAGAAGUGAACGGCGUCCGGGUAUAGAUCCAUUGUUGUGGUUCUUUGUAGAGUAUAGAAUGAGACGGUCGAUAUAAAGGGUGACUUAGAUCAAAGAUCUGAUACCUUGAUGCAGAGAUGCAGCCGAUGCACAACUCCUAGUUCUUUGUCUUCUCCAGUGUUUUAUUAUGUCCGACAGGACAAUGAUAGUUGUCUGUAGUUGUCCGCAACAAGGCAAUGGUCAAUGGAUUCCCAUUGUUGACUUAACUAUAUGAAUGUGGCGCCUCCCAUGUGCCGUGGU